Messenger RNA from Somion occarium, 1162 nucleotides. Lineage: Eukaryota; Fungi; Basidiomycota; Agaricomycetes; Polyporales; Cerrenaceae. The record is from the annotation of a GenBank genome assembly.
GUCUAUCGUCUUCCAUGCCUACCGCAGUCGUGCAUUUCACUUUCGGCUCUUUCGGUGAUAUAAUCGCCUUGAUCCAGUUGGCUAUAGCACUGAAGGACUGUCUUGCCGAUGGCGCGACUAUGAGGAAAGACUUGGAAGACUUUGUCCACUUCCUUGAACUCUACAUCAGUGCUCUGCAAUGCAUCAAGUCGGUAUUGGAGUCCAGAUCGGCUCAGCAGUUGCAACCAUCCUCGCGGAAUGCGAUCAAAUACGCCCUAGCCGUCUCAGUGAACCUCGUUCAAGACUUCCAAUCGCAAAUAGAUGGCUUCAAGCUUCCACAAUGGUGGGCUUCGGUCCUACUACGGACCUUCCGGUGGGCCUUCUGUACUAAGAAGGCGUUGUCGGAACUUCAAGAAAAGCUUUUGGCUCAAAGUAAUAUGAUCACUUUGUUGCUGUCGCUAUCAGGGUUAGGCAUCACCCUCGACCUGGCUGCCAACACAUCAUAUUUGCAACUCCCGCCGCAGCCGAGGACGCAUAGCGUCGCAUUAGUAGAUUUCCUUGAUCAGAGAACUGAUGUACCCGUAGACAUCUGUUUGGACCAAUCUGCAAACGUUUGACGAAUUCAUACGGCUAUAUUUUAAAAAUCGUGCUGGCCUAUCAUUUGUCAAACGUGGUGCUUACGAUGUAGUCAUGACGUCUGGCAAAGGCAGACCUCAAUCGCCUUGGGACGUCAGAGUUCAGCCUGGUUCGACACUAAGCAUGAGUGCCGUCCUUGUCUCUGACAAGGGGGACCGAGGACAAUGUCCACGCUGCAACAGACGGAAUCCUGUGGAGGUUGAAGAUGCAGAAAUUCAAUGCUUUUACUGUCAGAACUUCUUUCGUGUCGCUGAGAUCUCGGACUCCAUUGAAGACAGUUUGACUAGCCGCCAGAGGAGCACGACGGAAACCGGAAAUUCGACAGACGGGUAUCACGGGUCUUCUUCGACUCAAAACCAAGAUGGUGAAGACGACGACGACGACGACUUGCAAUACAUCAGACGCUUCCUAGUCAAGCUAUCGUCCUUCCCCAACACAGUCAGCGAUUUCAGCAAAUUGACAACGGAGUAUCUGAAAAUGCUGUCAAAAAAACAAGAUCAUCAGUCAUAAAACACCGAUGCCAGUACACCAACCACUGUUACAGCGG